This is a messenger RNA of Dioscorea cayenensis subsp. rotundata (Guinea yam), 1169 nucleotides long. RefSeq names its product S-norcoclaurine synthase 1-like. Bases 212 to 1138 code for a protein of 308 amino acids. The record is from RefSeq and is a predicted model, not a curated record. Lineage: Eukaryota; Viridiplantae; Streptophyta; Magnoliopsida; Dioscoreales; Dioscoreaceae. The transcript is spliced from 4 exons.
UAAACAACGUCCAUUAUGGAUCAGUACACAGGACCCGUCGACAUGGUCUGUCUGAACGAUGGAAAAGGGUCGGAGAGGUUGAUUGGAUCUCUGCCGGUGGACAGCGUGAGGGCCCUGGCCACAUCUCUCACUCCCACAGAUCACAUUCCUACAAGAUACAUCCGACCCGAAGUCGAAUCCGAGGCCAUCAUCAUCCCAGGCUCCGAGCACGAUGACAUCCCAGUCAUUGAUUACCACGUACAAACUACUCGACCCGGAGCUCUCUGACGCCGAGUGCUCCAAGCUUCACCUCGCUUGUCAAAACUGGGGUUUCUUUCAGUUGAUAAACCAUGAUGUUCCAAAGGAGGUAAGUAAGAGGAUGAUGUUUGUGAUUGAAGAGUUCUUCAAGCUUUCAUUAGAUGAGAAGAAGCAGUUCAAGCAGCCUCCUGGACAAGUUCAAGGUUUUGGCCAGUGGUUUGUUUUUUCUGAGGAGCAGAAGUUAGACUGGGCCGACAUGCUCUUCUAUCAUAUUUCGCCUUCUCACUUAAAAAAAAUGGAAUUAUGGCCUUCAAAGCCAUCUGCUUUCAGGGAUGCGUUCGAUGAGUAUACAACGGAGGUGAACAGAUUGGCGAAUUGUCUUCUAGGAUUUAUGGCUAAAAACUUGGGACUUAAUCCUUCAGAGAUAAUAGGAAAUUCAGAGAAUGAAACUCAAUCUGUGAGGAUAAACUGCUACCCUCCCUGUCCUGAGGCUAAGAAAGUGUUGGGCUUGUCCCCUCACUCUGACGCAUGCAGUUUAACUCUUGUUCUUCAAGUGAAUGAUGUUACAGGGCUGCAAAUCAGGAGAAAUGAUAAGUGGCUCCCUAUCAAGCCUAUUCCUGGUGCUUUUGUUGCUAAUAUGGGAGAUGCCUUGGAGGUAAUUAGCAAUGGAAAAUACAAGAGCAUAGAGCACAGGGCAGUCACAAACACACAGAAAGAACGCUUCUCAAUUGCAGCAUUUCAUGGUCCAAACUUUAAUGCCACAGUUAGACCCCAUCCAGAUCUUGUUUUGAAGGGUGAGCCACUCUACAAGAGUAUGGACUACCAGAGCUUUAUAAAACUCUUCCUCGCAUCUAAACUGGAUGGAAAGAAAUUCAUGGAUGACAUCAAGCUGAACAAAUAAAUGAAUAAUGCGACUUGUACUAUCUCAAGUA